Messenger RNA from Coccinella septempunctata (seven-spotted ladybird), 1022 nucleotides. Its product is annotated as GPN-loop GTPase 3. The transcript is spliced from 3 exons. The record is from RefSeq and is a predicted model, not a curated record. NCBI's taxonomy places the organism in Eukaryota, Metazoa, Arthropoda, Insecta, Coleoptera, Coccinellidae. Gene Ontology annotation, molecular function: GTPase activity. The coding region runs from base 158 to 976 and encodes 272 amino acids.
UUUGGUUUAGGUUACCAUAACAUAACCUCUUUCAAAAGUUUGAAUUUUCGAAUUACUAGUUUUAAAUUUUGAAAUAAAUAAUAAAGAAUAUACGACUUUUCGAUUCUAUACAGAAGUAAUUUCGAAUUAAUUAUUCGAGCAGUACAUAAUUACAACCAUGAGAUAUGCACAAUUGGUUGUUGGGCCUGCUGGUUGUGGAAAGUCUACAUAUUGCAAGGCUAUGCAAGAUCAUAUCUUGCUCAUGAAAAGAAAAGCUGAUGUGAUUAAUUUAGACCCUGGAGCAGAACAUUUCGACUAUGAGCCUAUGAUAGAUAUUAGGGAAUUGAUAAAUGUUCAAGAUGCCAUGGAGGACGAAGAACUACAUUUUGGUCCUAACGGAGGGCUAGUUUUCUGUAUGGAAUAUUUGUUUGAGAACUUAGACUGGUUGCAAGAUAAGUUGGGUGAACAAGAAGAUGAGUAUAUAUUGUUUGAUUGUCCAGGUCAGAUUGAAUUGUUCACACAUAUUCCAGCCAUGAGAAAAUUCAUUGAACGACUUCAGAGUUGGAAUUUUAAUGUCUGCGUUGUGUUUUUAAUAGAUGUUCAAUUCAUGACAGAUGGUCCUAAAUUCAUAUCAGGAACAAUGGCUGCAUUGAGUGUAAUGCUGAAGAUGAAUACACAACAUGUAAAUAUUCUAUCAAAAAUGGAUCUCUUGAGUAAAGCAAUGCAAAAGCGUAUCAAUAGAUUCUUAGAUCCAAAUACAGAGGCCCUUCUUGACGAAAUUAGUACAGAUAAUUUCAUAACAUUCAAUGAAAAGUAUAUGAAGCUCACAGAAUCUAUAGCGGAUAUAGUGAGUGAUUAUUCAUUAAUUUCAUUUGUACCCUUAAACCUGCACAACGAAGAAAGUAUGACAAAUGCUCUAAUAACCAUUGAUAAUGCUCUACAAUAUGGUGAAAAUGAGGAAGUGAAAACCAGAGACUUCGAGGAAGAAGAUGAUUGAAGUUAUAAAUGUAACUGUGUAAAUAAAUUUGAUAUUUUCAGUAAAA